Messenger RNA from Racocetra persica, 393 nucleotides. NCBI's taxonomy places the organism in Eukaryota, Fungi, Glomeromycota, Glomeromycetes, Diversisporales, Gigasporaceae. The record is from the annotation of a GenBank genome assembly.
UCUAGUUUCCCACAUACUAGCGGAUUCUGGUAUCUCAUUCGUAAUAUUGCAGAAUCAAAGUUUCAAACCCUGCGAUUAGAUACAGUUCAAUAUAGUUUCAUUCAUAAUAAGAAUAAUAGCAAACAACAAAUAGAAAACGAAUUUCAGUUCAAUGAAAUAAUAGCGGAUAUUCAACCAAAUGAAAAAGGUAAACGUGAAGUCAAUAUUUCAAUCCAAGUAACAGGAAGGAAGGCAUAUAGUGAUUGGGAAAUUGGCGAGGCCCUAAAUGAGUGCAUCAAAGGGGCUAUUGCCCAACUUAUUGCUGAACUUAAAAAAAGGAAAAGUGCAUUUGGCAUUGUCAAUCGAAAUGAAUCAACUUUUCGAGAGUUCAUCUCAUCUUUAAUGUCCACAGCA